Vollenhovia emeryi is the source of this 1671-nucleotide messenger RNA. RefSeq lists its product as uncharacterized. The record is from RefSeq and is a predicted model, not a curated record. Lineage: Eukaryota; Metazoa; Arthropoda; Insecta; Hymenoptera; Formicidae. Bases 1 to 1671 code for a protein of 556 amino acids. The transcript has a single exon.
AUGAACCGUCUCACUACGCGGCUCAACGCGAACUCCGAACUCCGGGAUGAAUAUAGGACGUUCUUGCGGGACUACGAGCGGUUGGGUCAUAUGCGCGAAGUUUCCAGGUCUCCCGACAAUACGCAAUGCGUGUAUAUUCCGCAUCUCCCCGUCAUACGGGAAGACAGCGCAACGACUCAUCUGCGAGUGGUGUUUAACGCGUCGAGCAACACUUCUAACGGAUUAUCGCUCAACGAUCACUUGCUCGCGGGUCCAAAGCUGCAAAACGAUCUCAGUUCGGUCAUUCUCCAAUGGCGAACCUUCAAGUACAUCUACACUGCCGAUAUCGCUAAGAUGUAUCGGCAGAUACAAGUCAACGAGCAGGACAUUAACUAUCAACGAAUCUUGUGGAGAUCCGAUCCGUCCGAGGCCCUCAAAGAUUAUCAGUUGCUCACCGUCACUUACGGGACAACUUCAGCGCCUUACCUCGCGCUUCGAGUCAUUCAGCAAUUAACUAUGGAUGACGGCGAGCAGUUUCCCCUCGCCGUUCCAAUUUUACAAAAACAAAUCUACGUCGACGACGUGUUAUUCGGCUCCGACACGAUCGAAAGUCUGCGUCGAACCCGCGAACAAGUGAUCGCGUUGCUUCGUCGAGGCGGAUUCACUCUAAGAAAAUGGGCAAGCAACUCGUCCGAAUUACUCACCGAUAUUGAUCCCGCGGAUCAUGGCUUAGCUUGCAAUAAACUACUGCAGCAAGACGAUCAGCUCAAAAUUCUAGGCGUCAGCUGGAAUCCCGCGAACGACCACUUUCAGUUCAAAGUCACGGUGCCGUGUCAAGCGCCUCGCACGAAACGCGCGAUUUUAUCGUUCAUCUCGAAGCUCUUCGAUCCACUGGGGUGGGUCACGCCUGUGACCGUGACAGCGAAGAUCUUCAUGCAAUCGCUUUGGCGAACCGGUAUUGCCUGGGAUGACGAACUCUCGCCAGAGCAUGCCGAGCAGUGGCUUAGCCUUUAUUCACAGCUACCGGGGUUAAACGCGAUCAAAAUCCCCCGUUGGACAAAUCAAGGGGCUGAUACUCGGCUCAUCGAGUUACACGGCUUCGCCGACGCGUCAUCCGUAGCCUACGCCGCGGUCGUUUAUUUGAAAAUUGUAACAUUGUCCGGCGCCGUACGGAUCGCCCUCUUGUCCGGUAAAUCAAAAGUCGCGCCGAUAAAGCCAUUAAGUAUUCCGCGACUGGAGCUGCAAGCCGCCGUAUUACUUACGCGUCUCAUAAAAUCUCUUCGCGAAACGAUUCCCGUUGAAUCGUCCGACUGCUACUGUUGGACGGACUCGACCGUCACCCUCGCGUGGCUGUCCCAGCACCCAUCGCGCUGGAAGACGUUCGUAUCCCAUCGCGUCGCGGAAAUCCAGGCCAACGUUCCGGGCGCGCGAUGGAAUCACGUCGCCUCAGCCGACAAUCCUGCCGACUGCGCGUCCCGCGGCCUGUACGGGGGCGAGCUUCCGUUACACCCCCUGUGGUGGCAUGGUCCGUCGUGGCUCGGGCUCUCGUCGGAAUCUUGGCCGCCGCAAAUUGGUCCGCUGUCUGUCGACGAUGUGCCUGAGACGCGCGGGCCGCAUCUCAUGCCUCAAUUGCAAGUCCCGACUGGGACCUCGAGACGAGGUUUUCAUCGUGGCCAAAACUCAUUCGAGUGA